Molecule: messenger RNA, 1632 nt
Organism: Clonostachys rhizophaga
Lineage: Eukaryota; Fungi; Ascomycota; Sordariomycetes; Hypocreales; Bionectriaceae
Source: the annotation of a GenBank genome assembly
AUGAAAUAUGAUGUCAAAUACGAUGAAACAAGUCCCCAAUCACCGGACACCUGGCCCGAUUCAAUCAGGGUUGAAAGCCGCAAUGAACAAUUGGGAUCGACGCGGAGAGGCCUCAAGGGUCGACACAUCCAACUCAUUGCGCUAGGUGGUACGAUUGGAACUGGCCUUUUCGUGGGUUCAGGCGCAACAUUGGCUCAAGCCGGGCCUGCUUCUUUGUUGAUAUCCUACGUCAUUAUGUCGGCUCUUGUUUGGAUUGUUAUGCUUGACCUUGCCGAAAUGACAUCCUACAUGCCAAUCAAGUCUCUGACCGUUCCAUAUCUGGUUGAUCGAUUUGUGGACAAGAGCUUGGCUUUUGCAACAGGAUGGAAUUACUGGAUUGCGUACACAAUGAUUCCCGGGGCCGAGGCUACAGCUGCGGCGGUUGUCCUCGAGUAUUGGACGAGCGCGGUGCCAACUGUGGUCUGGAUCACAAUUGUCCUCGCGGUCAUUCUAUUGCUGAACCUGGUUGCCGUCGCGAUUUUCGGAGAGACCGAGUUUUGGUUCGCCUCGAUCAAAAUCCUGGCCAUAAUCGGUCUGAUUAUCCUCGGGGUUGUGCUCUUCUUUGGAGGAGGGCCAGAUCAUGAUCGAAUUGGAUUCCGGUACUGGCAAGACCCCGGAGCGUUCCGUGAGCGCCUUGUUCCGGGGACUACGGGGAAGUUUCUUGGGGUUUGGAGCGCGUUGGUCAAGGCCGGAUUCUCCUACAUCUUGUCGCCGGAGCUCAUCACAACAACGGCUGGAGAAUGUCAAGCGCCUCGACGAAACAUUCCCAAAGCGGCACGCAGAUACAUCUACAGGCUUAUCUUCUUCUACGUGAUAGGUGCCCUAGUAAUUGGUGUCCUCGUUCCGUAUAAUGACCCACGCCUUCUGGGAACGUCCAAUGCCUCUGCGAGUCCGUUCGUCCUGGCCAUCAAGAACUCCUCGAUCCCAGUUCUCGAUCAUGUUCUUAAUGCCGUGAUUCUAACAUCGGCUUGGAGUUCUGGAAAUUCGAUGUUAUAUGCCGGAUCGCGAUUACUCUAUGGAAUGGCGUGCAAUGGUGACGCGCCAGCCAUCUUCAAGAGAUGUAAUAGGUUGGGGAUUCCCUACAUGGCAGUCUUGGCUUCCUUCUGUCUCGGCUUGCUAGCAUAUCUUAAUGCUUCCAGUGGCGGCGCUGAGGUCUUCAACUGGUUGGCGACUGUCACGACGGUUAAUGGCCUGUUGAGCUGGUCUGUUGUGCUGUUUACAUACUUGCGCUUCCGCAAGGCGGUGCAAUACUAUGCAAUUUCAAAACGUCUCCCUUUCAAAAGUCCGUUCCAGCCAUACUCCACGUAUAUCUCGCUCGCCGGCAUGGUUCUUCUUUGCAUCACCAAUGGCUUCGCCAACUUUAUCCCUGGCAACUUCUCAACUGCGAACUUCCUCACCUCCUACAUUACGAUUCCCAUCUUUGUUCUAGUAUACCUUGGGCACAAAUUCUUCUACGACAAGGGUCCAUGGGUCCGCUCAGAGAAGGAAAUAGAUGUCUUCAGCGGGCUGGAUGAAGUGGACGAGGUAACUGCCAGAGACAUUGAGCCAAUUCCCAGCGGAGUAUUUCAAAAGAUCUGGUUUUGGAUUUGCUAG